CUCGUGUGUUCUGAUCAUAUAAAAAGUACCUCUUCUUCGGAAGUUCCCAUUUCAUUGGUUACCACCGGACAUGCCUGAACACUAAAAUUAAAAAAAAUAUUUUAUUUUUUUUUUGGUAUUUGUAAUUUGUAAUUGGUUUUUCGAAAAUAUCUAAAAAAAAUUAGUGACAAUGAACUUUAAAGUGGAUUGUGUUGUGAUCGGCUGUUUGUUUUUGGUUAAUGCUGCUUUGGCAGUACCAUUGGUCGAAGAUGGGAAAGAACAUAUAAAUUCGGUACAUUCGGAUAAAUCUACAAUCGAAGAAUCGCUUUUUAAAAAACUCAACACGAAAUGUUCCAACCAAGACAUCAGUUCGUGCAUGAUGCUUAAGUUGGUGACGUACUUCAAUAGACUGAUGAAAAAAUCACACAUCGAAUUCGGAGAUGUGGAAAUUACGCAGACCUCAACCAAAACCGUCAACUUGGAAUCCUCCAGAAGCAUCAACGAUGUUGAAACAAUGACUGAGGAGGAACAAUUGUAUGAUGUUUUGGCUAAGAAGGCAUACGAUUUUGUGCAGACCAGAUCGUUGAAGUGGAAGGUGCUAGAUGGUGCUGACGUAGUCCUCUCAGGCAACUCCGACAAAGAUGGCAGUCUCAACUUGGGAUUAUCCUUGAAACCAAGUCCAGUAGGAGUGGAGGAAAGCCGUAAGAAGAAGAACAAGGGAGGCGGCGGCAUGGACGCUCUCAUGGCCGCGGCUGUAAUGAAGAUUGGUUUAUUGAAAGCUCUCGCCUUCAAAGCUUUAGUGUUGCUCGUAGGAAAGGCUUUACUAGUCAGCAAGCUCGCCUUGGUCUUAGCCGCCAUUAUCGGGCUCAAGAAACUCCUCAGCCAAGAGAAGCACGUCACCUACGAAGUAGUGGCCCACCCCAGCCACGAACACCACGAACAUCACGAACACGGCGGCGGUCACUCAGGAGGCGGUUUCGAUGCACAUGGUGGCGGCGGAUGGGGCAGAAACUUCGAUGCCCACGCUGCCCAGAACUUGGCCUACAGUGCUCACGUCCCACCCAACUAAAAAUGUGAUUUUCCUUCCGACCAGCUUGCACCAUAUUGGUGUCUCGUUCUGAAGUUUACCUAGCUAUUUAUGAUUUUAAUUUAAUAUUUAUUUGAAUUUUGUUAUCUGUUGAUAUUUGUUGCA
This is a messenger RNA of Psylliodes chrysocephalus, 1171 nucleotides long. The record is from the annotation of a GenBank genome assembly. NCBI's taxonomy places the organism in Eukaryota, Metazoa, Arthropoda, Insecta, Coleoptera, Chrysomelidae.